Silurus meridionalis is the source of this 5169-nucleotide messenger RNA. It is a transcript of the gene hgfb, whose product is annotated as hepatocyte growth factor. The record is from RefSeq and is a predicted model, not a curated record. Lineage: Eukaryota; Metazoa; Chordata; Actinopteri; Siluriformes; Siluridae. The transcript has 18 exons. The coding region runs from base 289 to 2430 and encodes 713 amino acids. Gene Ontology annotation, biological process: proteolysis. Gene Ontology annotation, molecular function: signaling receptor binding; serine-type endopeptidase activity.
AUGGCUGAUGGAGUAAGAGGGGAGGGAUAACGGUGCCGUGUAGGACUCCGAGCGCGCGCGCCUAAAAUCAUCCUACUCAUCAUCAUCAUCAGCAUCACCACCAUCCUCAUCCUCAUCAUUAGUCUUAUCCUUCUCACCACCACCACCACCACCAUCAUCAUAUUCAUCAUCACCAGCCUCCGCUCAGUGGACAUCACGUCCUGCUCCGGUCUGAGCUCCAGCGCGCAAAACCCACUUCGUCAUUUCUCCUUCAAGCAGCUUCGAUCACAGCACCCACGAUUUACAAGCAUGUGGAUUUACACGCUCCUGCUUUGCCUUUCUGUCCUGCUUUACUCGGAAAGCAAGAGGCAUGCGCUCCAGGACUACCAGAAGACUGACGGGGUUCGUCUAGUUGCUCCGCCUGACUCCUCCUUCAUGAUGAAAAGCAAGAAGAUGAGCUUGGGGAAGUGCGUGCGUCGCUGCAGCCGCAACCGAAAACUCCCCUUCACCUGCAGAGCUUUCAUCUUUGAUCAAAAUGGCACAAAGUGUCAUUUACUCUCCUUCGACAGCCUCACAGUAGGCGUCCAUGCCGAGACCGACUUCAGCUUUGACCUUUACGAAAAAAAAGACUUCGUAAGAGAGUGCAUCAUCGGCACAGGCCUGAACUACAAAGGGAGGAGAUCAGUGACUGAGAAUGGUGUCGAGUGCCAGAACUGGGAGCUGAACACGCCACAUGAACAUCACUUUUUACCCCGGCGACAUAAGCAGAAGGACCUUCGGGGAAACUUGUGCCGGAACCCAGACAAUAGCACUACAGGACCGUGGUGUUUUACGAAGAACCCCAGCAUACGUUAUCAAAACUGCAACAUUCCCCAGUGCUCGCAAGUGGAAUGUAUGAUGUGUAAUGGAGAAAGCUACCGCGGGCCCAUGGACCACACGGAAAGUGGCAGAGAGUGCCAGCGCUGGGACUUAGAUGAACCUCACAAACAUCUCUUUCAUCCCAAAAGGUAUCCGGAUAAAGGACUUAAGGAUAACUUCUGCAGAAACCCAGAUGGACGCCAGAGACCCUGGUGCUUCACCACCGAUCCCGACACUCCGUGGGAGUACUGCGAUGUCAAACAGUGUGAAUCUGACAGCCACAGUGACGCUGAAACGACUACAGCGUGUUACCGAGGGAAUGGGGAAGGAUAUCGUGGGACAGUGGCAGUCUCUAAGGAUGGAUUGACUUGUCAAGGAUGGGAUGCCCAGUUUCCUCAUUCGCACUCUUUCACACCACAGAAGUAUCGCUGCAAGGACUUGAGGGAGAACUAUUGCAGAAAUCCUGAUGGCCGUGAUGCCCCAUGGUGCUUUACUACUGACCCUAACGUGCCUUGGGUCUUCUGCAGGAGCAUUCCAGUCUGCGAGGAAAUAACACCUGAACCUGACGAGUGUUAUACAGGGAGUGGCGAGAUGUACAAAGGGAGGCAGAUGAAGACUCGCUCAGGCAUCCCCUGUGCACCAUGGAGCGACCAUACCGAGAGCAAAGCACGAAACAUGGUGACCAAGAGCGAUGAACUGGAAGGCAAUUUCUGCAGAAAUCCAGACAAAGACAAGCACGGGCCAUGGUGCUACACCAACAGCUCCCUCGUACCCUGGGAUUACUGCACAGUCAAACGCUGUGAGCAAUUACAGAACAAUCUACCAUAUAAAGCAGCUGAAACCUCGCGCCUCUCCUGUUUUGUUCAUAAGCAAGUGAGGAUAGUGGGUGGUGGCCCUGUACCCAUUAAAGAGGGCAGUUGGAUGGUCAGCAUUCAGAAAGGGGCUGCUCACUCAUGUGGAGGCUCGCUGGUGCGUGAGGAGUGGGUGCUGACGGACAGAGAGUGCUUCUCCUCAUGUGUUCCUGAUCUGUCUGAGUACAGAGUGUGGAUUGGUUCUGCGCAUCUGAACGAGUCUGGAGAGAACAAUUGGAGCAGGCAGGAAAGGAGGAUUGCUCACGUCGUAUGUGGCCCAGAAGGCUCAGGACUCGCCCUGCUACAACUGGCACAGUCUGCUUUCAUCACCGAGCAUGUGCGGAGUAUUCAGCUGCCUGUAGCUGGCUGUAGCAUUGCAGAGGGAACCAUGUGUUCUACGUACGGCUGGGGGGAAACAAAAGGCACAGGACAUGAAGGCACACUAAAGAGUGUUCAGCUGCCCAUUGUUAGCAACGAACGCUGCCAGCAGUUACACAGAGGAACACUACAGAUCACUGAUGCUAAAGUGUGCGCUGGCGGGAAGAGAGAUGAAGGAGUGUGUGAGAAAGACUAUGGAGGCCCACUGGUGUGUCAGGAAAAGGACAGUAAGGUCAUAGUUGGAGUGAGUAUCCAUGGCAGAGGAUGCGCCAGACACAACCGGCCAGGGAUCUUCGUCAAUGUGGCCCAGUAUACAGGAUGGAUACACAAGGUGUUCCGACUAUAUUCAGACUAUAAUAAUUAAAGCUGAGCUUCCUGAGAGGACCUGGAACCUGGAGUAUUCCUGAGGAUCCAAAACAUUGAAGACAAAAUCAAGGUGACCCACAUUAGUGACUUCACAACUUUGCACAUACAUUGAAAGUUGAUGAAAACUAUGUCCAAAAAAUGUGAAAACUGGGACAAGAUCUGAAAAUAGACCCUCGCUAUGUUCUGAUUUCAUGAAACAGUCAGGCUGAUAUGGCUGGAUUUCAUUCAGUUCCAUGUGUGUCGUUGUAAAAAAGAAAAGGUACGAAGACCAGCUGCCUGAAACCCCGCAUCAAGGACAAGCUUUGUAACUCUUUAUAUGGAUUGUGGAAAUUGUUAUAAAUUUGAAAGCGCAAGACCAUAUUUUUUGGGGGGGGCUUUUCAAAAUCUGUGACUCAUUUGUGAAUGCUGUGUAUGCUAGAAUUGUAAAAAGACGAGCAGACAAACUGUCUCUUAGAAAAUGUAUUCAGAUUAUAAGGAAAGAUAAGGAAUCAAGGGAGUGUAGCAACUAAAACCUUGGCCCAGACAAUCCCAUUUUUUUUAUUUUUCUUUCUUUUAUCCAAUACAUGGACAAACCUUUGAUUGUAUAUCUAGGCUCUGAACAUAUCCUGCAGUAUUAUACGAUACAGAAAGUUGUGUAUAGUAUACCUGUAAAAUAUGUGUACAGUUGUGUUGAAGGCUUUUUUAAUUUUGAUUUUUUUUUACUUUUAUGCUCCUGAUAAUACUUGAAUUCACACACAUCCAACAAAAACACUGUUUGCUCCAUUAGCACUUCUUCAUGUCAUGUACUGAAGGUUUGGUUAGUUUUAUGCAGGUGUGUACGUCAUGCUCGAUGAACUCUGUAGAUGUUUGAACAUGUUAAUGUAUCCGCAACAUAUGCUGUGUUUGAAUUAUUAUCAGAAGCCAUAGAAGGGUUAUGUGUUGUAAAUACUGUAGUCAUCACUCCCGAUGCUUGGGUAGGUCUCAUAGACCUUUUAUGGAGGUUGUAAAAUAUUAUGGGGUUUUUUUUGUGCGCGUGUGUUUUUUUUUUUUGGCAUAAUCUUGAUCACUAGACAUUAUUGCCAAUAUAAAUGUUGAAAGUAAGCUGGGAUCAAAAUGAGAGAGAUUGGAUGUUAAAUUUAGUUCUAUUUUGUACUUAUUAUCAGUUGACCUCUUCAAGUGAGUUUGUGCAUGUGUGUGUGUGUGUGUGUGUGUGUGUGUGUGUGUGUGUGUGUGUGUGUGUGUGAGAGAAAAGAUUUUGACAUAAAUCAGUAAUGUUUGUCAGCCAUGCUGUUGGCAGGAUGCAGCUCUGCAGGACAGAGAGUUGUGUGUGUGUGUGAGUGUGUGUGUGUGUGUGUGUGUGUGUGUGUGUGUGUGUGUGUGUGUGUGUGUGUGUGUCAAAAGAGUGCUUGUGCAUGUUUUUAAUGUAUAUCUUGGUCACAAGGAUAUAAAUAUAUGACAGUUUCGACCCUGUGGAAACACUAUGCAGUUCACCACAAGGAUAGGAAUAUCUGACAGUUUAUCCUUGUGGGGACAUCUGGCUGGUUCCCACAAGGCAAACCAUUAUUUUUGUUUUUUGUUCUUUUGUUUUUCAAAAUAACUGCAGAUUCAACAAUACAAAUGUUUAAUUUAGUGUUUCUGGAGUUAGGGAAGGAUUCUAACGUUGGAAUAACAUUAAUUCGCUGCGUUAAUAAUUAUGUGAAGGUCCCCACAAGGAUAAUAUGACAAAGCUGUGCAUAUGUGUGUGUGUGUAUGUGCAGUAUGUGUGUCCAGGAACAAUGAAUAAAAUUGAAUAUCUUUGCCUAGCUAGGCAUGCUUCUACUAGAUUGAAGCAGCGUAUAGUUAGCCAGCUAUAAACCGCUUCAGCGUAGUAAAGAAGCAUACCUACUUAGGCAAAGAUAUUCCAUUUUAUUCUGUUUUUCUAUUGCGGAUUAGUUGUAUGACAAAACCUAUCCAUCACAGUCGGUUGUUGUGUGUGGCUGUGGCUUGCUCUAAAAGUUUUCUCAUUCCUGACCUCUCAGUCUGGACUGCAUCCAACAACAAUCAGCUUGGAAUAUUACCCCCCCAAAACCAUGUCAGCUUAAGCAAAUACCACGCUGAAAGAUGGUUCCUAAGUGCUUGCUUUCCAAGCACUCCUGAUGCUCAUUAAUGUUGGUUUUUAUGAGGGAUGACUUUAAUUUGCAUGAAUCCAAAGGCAGAGAUCUUUACAUUUAGCAAUACUAGGAAUGUUCAGCAUGUGCUGAGAAACAGUCCGGAAAAACCAUGUAAACAUCAUACUCUGUGAUAACUUUAUGAUUAUAUGAUUUAUUUCUCUCCAUAUUUAGACCAUAAAACUUGCUGAUUGGUUCCAUACUGAACCAAACAAUUGAGGAUUUUUUUUUUCCCGUGCAAAUUUGGUAUGUAAUGUAAUGUAGAAUUAUUUACACUGAGAUGACCUGUACAAGUCAAACAGCUCUGCAGUUUGCAUUAGAAAACGGACUUUUAUGUUUUAUUUUUGUGUUGUAAAAGUGUCACCUUCAUGAAUGUACAGUGCUGCUAUUUACAAUAGAAAGUUGUAAAUGUCAUCUGUGUACAUACACUCCUGCUAGGGAGAUAUGCAUAUUCAAUGUAUUAUUCACCUGUAUUCUAUGGGUCAUGCUGAAUUACCCUGACAGCCGUAUUUAUCCGCUUACUUUGUGUGUUCAUUAGGACUCUUUUAUGUGCCUUUACCAUGUCUGGAAUUUAAAAUAAUAAUAAUAAUAAAUAUGAUUAAACAAGAAAA